AUGUCACAAUUCCCUCGUCUCUUGCAAAAUUUGCCGCGCAGGACGAGGCAACUGGCUGCGGGCAAAGAGUCAGAAACUGCAAGGAAGGGGAAACGGAUUCAACGCACCACGGGUGGGGGCGGCGCAGGUGCCGCGGGGCUAGGCGGCGGAGGCGCUGCGGGGGGGGGCGGCGGAGAUGCCACGUGGGGAGGCGGCGGAGGUGCCGCGGGGGACGGCACAGGUAGUGUCGCCAAAGAAGUCCGGGUGUCCAAGCCCGGACGGAACACCGGCAAAAACAAGUUAUCGAUGACGCAGCGAUUGCGGAUUGUCAAGGAGGUCCAGGGGGGGACUAAGAGGAGCAUGGUUGCUGCAAAGUGGAGCGUCGGUACUUGGUACACGAGCAAGUUCAUGAACCCGGAGAAAAUCGCUGAGCUCAAGAAAAUCCGCGACAUGGAGCUCAAUCAGGACGCCCUUCGCGCCCCGAGGCCGGUACACGACGAAGUGGAAGAGAAACUACGCAAGUGGAUCAAGAUCGCACGAGCACGCUUUGACGUAAGUACACAUUUUGCAUUAGUCAUGUGUUGGUCAGGAUACAACUUGGUUGCCUAUACGCCUAUAACCUUCCGCCCCUACACCUCCUCCCACUCUCGACCAAGCUGCUGGGCCCAGGCCUUGAAGAUCGCGGCGCAGAUGGGGAAGACCAACUUCAAGGCGACCAACGGCUGGCUACAUCGCUUCCUGAAACGCUACAGCUUCACUCACGUCCAAUUGCACGGAGAAGCUGGCGACGUGGACAAGCAGAAAGUGGCAGAGGAGUUCGAGAGGAUUCGUGAGCAGCUGCAGGAGUUCGACGUCGAGUUCAUUUGUAACAUGGACGAGACGGGACUUUUCUUCCGCUGCUUCCCGAGAGGUACACGCGUCACGAGGGGGGAGGCCGCCGCCGGCGUCAACAGCAAAACCGCGCGGGGUUCGAAGGCCAUGAAUGCCAAGGAUCGGUGCACGGUGGUCGCCUGCUGCAAUACGACCGGGUCUCAGAUGGCGCCGUUGGCCGUCAUCAGCACGUCGAAAAAACCGAUGGUUUUCCGCCAGGUGGCCUUCUUGUGGGACAACUGCCCCGGCCACAAGAUCAAAAGCAACGACCCGCAUAUCGUCAUCAACUUCUUGCCUCCGUACGUCAAUUCUGUCUACCAGCCCAUGGACAUGAGCAUCCUGUUUGUACUCAAGUGCCAGUACAAGACCGAGAUGGUGGCAAGGCUGGCAGACCUCAUGGAGGACUGGGACACCGCGACAAUGCUGGACGUCACGGAGAUCUGUUCCCAGAAGUGGCGUAGCUUCGACGUUCAGACGGUCAUCAGGUGCUGGCUCAAGGCUGGCAUCCUUCCCAGGGAGCACUGCAACGUUCUCAAGGGCAUGGACACGCGGCUUGACCGAGAGGACAAGGACAACGCGGCAAUCAUCGAUGGCCUUUGUGACAUGGUCUCAAAAAUGUCGAUGCCAGCUAGCGUAACGGACCAUGGGUCCAUGCCGCGAGUGUUGACGGACAAUUUGUUUGUCGAGACGGGCGCAGACCUCACAGAGCAGGAAGUCCGAACGGCGGUCAAGACGUGGCUUUCGGUAGAGGACGACCCCGAGGUGUUCGAAGAGGCGGUGGAGUUGGAACUGCAGGCAGUAGAGAGGGAUCUCGCCGGCUUAGAAAUGGACGACGACGUAUCGAGCGAAGAGGGCGACGGCGACGGCAGGCCGGAGUCGUGCAUAUCCUCGUCUCUCACCGAGGGCAAGGUUGUCUCUCGCUUGGAGGACGUUCGAUCCUAUAUGUACGCGAAGGGAAGGGGUGGCGAGUACCGGUAGCUUGGUCUCCGCCGGGACAGUUAC
This is a messenger RNA of Ectocarpus sp. CCAP 1310/34, 1851 nucleotides long. The record is from the annotation of a GenBank genome assembly. Lineage: Eukaryota; Phaeophyceae; Ectocarpales; Ectocarpaceae.